Molecule: messenger RNA, 647 nt
Organism: Zootoca vivipara (common lizard)
Lineage: Eukaryota; Metazoa; Chordata; Lepidosauria; Squamata; Lacertidae
Product: complexin-3-like
Biological process (GO): neurotransmitter transport; regulation of neurotransmitter secretion; synaptic vesicle exocytosis
Cellular component (GO): terminal bouton; SNARE complex
Molecular function (GO): syntaxin binding
Source: RefSeq, a predicted model, not a curated record
AUACAGUAUUGUUUUAGUCAGCUGGGAAAGGAAUUCUGACAGGUUCCCCCCACAAUGCUCAUUUUAAAAAAAGAUUGUGCAUUUCACAACGUGCAUUGAAAGCCACCAUGCUCAUCCCUCGCCCUUCCUUUUUUUUCUGACCUGCAUUCCAGCAGUCCUCCCUAUGGAGUCCGCAGUGAAAUCGGCGUUUGGAGUGCCGGCCAGACAGCUGCUGUGCUGUGUCUCGGCCGACUUCCCCAGGGAGAAGGACAUCAGCUCCCAAAGGUGCCACAAGAAUCGAGCACAGCCUCCAGCUCGGAAGAAGCCGAUCAACGAAAAGCAAAAGAGCAAACGGGACGCAGCCUUUGCUCAACAGAAGGCUGAGCGGGCCAGCAUGAGGGCCCACCUCCGGCAGAAAUACCAGCUGCCCAAGAACCGGUCAGAUAAGAAGCAGCUGGAAGCGGUUGGGAGCAAGACGAAACUCCCCCGAGACCUCCUGGCUAUUGUGAACCCCAAAGCUGCCACGGAUCCCAGCUCCAUCUUCUCCAGCUUUGGUGGUCUGGAUUUCAGCGCCUUGCGGGUGACGGCAGCGAGCGCCGUGCAGUCGCUGCAGCGCCCAGUGCAGUGCCCCGUCAUGUGAGCGAGCCCCCCUUCCAAGGACCCUCACU